AUGGAGAGCGCAAAGCGGCGGGCAGCACAGCUCUCGUCGCAGGUAGUGGCUGGCGAAGGUGGCGUGGAGGGCCCUUGGUCUGCUGCAGUGCCGAGCAACUUCGACGUGCUGCCAGGCAGCAACGAUGCUGAGAUCUCUGGCCACCUUCGGUGGAUGUCGCAGAAGAUGGUCCUGGGCCAGGACAUGCUACUGCUGGGGCCUCCGGGCUCCCUGCGGCGUCAGCUCGCGCUGCGCUUCUGUGAGCUGGGUGGCCGCGAGGCAGAAGUCCUCACUGUAACCCGGGACACGACGGAGGCUGACCUGAAACAACGGAGAGAGUUGACGAGGACUGGCGGCAGCAGCGAGACAUUCUAUGCCGACAGCGCUCCUGUUCGGGCCGCGCUGUGUGGGCGGAUACUGGUCCUCGACGGCCUCGAGAAGGCCGAACGCAACGUACUGCCCACCUUGAACAACCUGCUGGAGAACCGCGAGAUGGGUUUGGACGACGGCCGCCUGCUGAUUCCGGCGCGCAGAUACGACACGCUCUCGCAGGAGGCAUUGUCUGCCGGCAUAGGCAAAGCCCGACUGGCCCGUGUCCACGAGGAUUUCCGGGUCGUCGCACUGGCCGUGCCAUGUCCGCCCUGGCCUGGGAAUCCGCUGGAUCCUCCGUUGAGGUCGAGAUUUCAGGCGCGUAUCGUUAUGCCGCCCACCUUGGCCUCCGUGGCGCAGGUCUCUCCCUUUGUAGGCCUUCCGAGUUCCAGCAGCGACUUCGAGGCGCUUCUCAGGCGGCUCUCGGCUCUGCAGCGGGCCCUGGACGGCAGCACAGGCAAACUGCCAGGCGGGUUCCGUACGCCAGCCUUGACCUACGACGCCCUCGUGAGGCUGUUGCGGAUGGUCACCGUCUCCGAGGGCAGCACGGAAAUGCGACCGAUACCUUCCGAGGCCUUUCGCCGCAUCUACCCAGUGGCUUACUUGGCUCCCAGUGCCGGUGCUGGCGGUGCUGCAGUCCGAGAUGCAGCGGAACAGCUGCUCAGGCACUUUGACCUCUGGGCUGAGGAGCCAGCGCCCCUCACAGUGCUUCCUUCCAGUUCUUCCACAUCUCCAAGCGGAAUGCUUCAGUUGCGGCUGCAGCACUCAGAAGGCCGCGAGGGAACCUUGUCUUUGUGGUCGCCGCAACUUCCUGCCCCAGCCACCCAGUACCUCGCGGCUCCGCGCUUGGCCGCGGUAGUGGCGGCCAUGGCUCAGGACUAUGCCGCGGGCAGCGACUGCCUCCUCUUGGGCCCUGCCGGCUGCGGCAAGAGUGCCAUGGCCAGGCACCUGGCCGGCCUCUUGGGCUUCGGUGCCCCCGGCGGUCGAGGCCUAGAGUUCUUCUUCCUCCACGAGGAGAUGUCAUCGCGUGACCUGCUGCAACGCCGUGCGACCAACGACGAUGGUGACACAGUUUGGGUGGACUCCCCCCUUAUACGCGCUGCUCGUUCAGGGGCUCUCUGCAUCCUCGACGGCGCCCAUCGCCUCAAGGGUGACGCGCUGUGCGCUCUGGCACCGCUCUUGCAGGACCGACAGGCCUGUCUGGCGGUUGCCGGCGACAGCCAAGGAGCGGUUCUUGCCAUGUGUUGCUGUGGGUUUCUAAAGGCUGGGCCGUUGCUGUAA
Messenger RNA from Symbiodinium natans, 1629 nucleotides. The record is from the annotation of a GenBank genome assembly. Lineage: Eukaryota; Dinophyceae; Suessiales; Symbiodiniaceae.